GCCGUCUGUGCUGAAAACACAUUCAGACGAUGGCGAGUGCGAAGUGCUGCAGCGAAGGCCCCUCUAAAGAAGGAGGUCCUCCUGGCAUCCCUCGUCUUUCAGCAGGACCGGAAGAGAAGGGAAGCAGUGUGAAAACUAAGACUGUCUCUUCCAGCACCGCGUCAGGGGACGGUCUGCGAAAGCGGUCUGCUGACGAGAUCGGCCUAGAAGAUGAGUCUAAAAGCAAGCCAGCACCCCCUAAAAUAUCCAAACCGGGGUUUAGUAUGAUUGCAAAGAAACCUACGCCAAUCUCCAUCAAGCUAGGAGCAAGUAAACCUAAAGAGCCCACACCUGCCUUACCUGCCAAGAAAGCUGGACUUGCAUCUGUUUUUAAUGAGGAUGAUGAUAGCGAGCCUGAAGAAAUGCCACCUGAGGCAAAGAUGAGAAUGAAGAAUAUUGGAAGAGAAACACCUACAUCAGCUGGACCCAAUUCCUUCAACAAAGGAAAGCAGGGAUUUUCAGACCAUCAGAAACUAUGGGAGAGGAAGCUUAAAGCCCAGUCAGAUCAGUAGUGUCUAGUUGCUUGCUUGCUUUUUGGCACUGAAAUAUUUGCCCUUUUUUCUCUUCCUUUGAUGAGCAUUGUACAAAUGUAUAUAUGUAAUGAAUGUUUACGCUAUAAAGCAUCUUUUUAUUGUAGCUACAUUGGUGUGUUCCUGUGUAAGAUGCAAACCACAACAGAGAAAAUGAGAAUAAUCUUUAUCGCUGUACAAUAUGGUAUGAGCCACACCACCCCCUGUUAUCAUUUGCUUAUAGUUUAGUUGUUCUCCAGAGAAGGAAUGUAGUGGUCCAGUCAUUGUCCAGGAUUGUUUCAUCAAGACACUGUAGUUUAUAAAGUCACUAAUAAAUAGAUGUGGUGUCCCUUUGAAGACUUUUUAUGUUUUAAUCAGUGUGGUAGUCUCCUGUUUAAACAACAUGAAUGUAAGUAAAUUACAUCAUUUUAAUUUUUAGUUCAACAGUCUUUUUUAAAGUCACUAUGUAAAGGGUGUAGUGACUUAUUUCUGUAUUGUACAUCCGAGUGAAGCAGGUUAUUGUGCGUAGGGAGGGUUUGGUACAAUCCAGGUAGUUGAUUGAAUGGAGACAGAACUAAAUUUGAGCUUGCAGAUCAUUGUAACAAAGUGGCGGGUUUAAAACUAAACAGAUGAAUGGUUGGAAAGGUUCGGAGAAAAUAGAUAAGUGAGUUUAAGUGAGUUUUGUAUUCUCAAUUUCAGAAAGAUAGUAAGAUCAGUUAUAACACAAGCAAAGAAAUGGUAAUCUAGAGAUUACAAUAACUUUACACUGUUUUUAAAACUUUGGUCAACAAUUGCAUUAAACUCCACUUGUGAUUGCCUUUA
Molecule: messenger RNA, 1370 nt
Organism: Labeo rohita (rohu)
Lineage: Eukaryota; Metazoa; Chordata; Actinopteri; Cypriniformes; Cyprinidae
Gene: pcnp
Product: PEST proteolytic signal containing nuclear protein
Exons: 6
Coding region: 30-551 (173 amino acids)
Biological process (GO): protein ubiquitination; proteasome-mediated ubiquitin-dependent protein catabolic process
Cellular component (GO): nucleus
Source: RefSeq, a predicted model, not a curated record